ACAGUUUUUCAAAAUCAUUUCAUCUCUUUUCGCGAAUUUCGUUUCAUUUCGACUUAAAAAAAUAAAUUGACCAAAUUGAUCGACCGAUAAAAAUGGAUAAUAAUAAUGUUCAAUCAAAACAACCGAAACAACAACAACAAUCAUCAUCAUUAAAUAUGGGACAAUUAUUGAUGGGCAGACAAAAACAACAACAAAUACCAUUGAAAGCAAAAGAAACAAAUAAAAUUGCAUCUACACCGUCCAAUAUAAAACGUCUACAGGUAAAUAAAUGGUUCAAUUCACCAACCGAUUCAAUGUUUAGUCCUUGUAGUAAAAAAUUGUAUAAUAAAAAAAAUAUUGGUCAUAUUGUACAUUUUGAUGAAGCUGAUUAUGAUGAUAAUAAUGCCAAUAAUGAUGAUUUGAAUGAAGAAAAUGAUGAAAAUGGACAACAACAACAACAACAAGGAUAA
Molecule: messenger RNA, 449 nt
Organism: Dermatophagoides pteronyssinus (European house dust mite)
Lineage: Eukaryota; Metazoa; Arthropoda; Arachnida; Sarcoptiformes; Pyroglyphidae
Source: RefSeq, a predicted model, not a curated record